Fusarium poae is the source of this 1755-nucleotide messenger RNA. RefSeq lists its product as uncharacterized. The transcript is spliced from 2 exons. Lineage: Eukaryota; Fungi; Ascomycota; Sordariomycetes; Hypocreales; Nectriaceae. The coding region runs from base 1 to 1755 and encodes 584 amino acids. The record is from RefSeq and is a predicted model, not a curated record.
AUGGCUGAAUAUCCGGACUGGAAGCCACUCAAGGACAUUUACGAAGCCUCUAAUGGCAAAUGCAGACUGUGGAUCAUUAAUCCAGUUAUCUUCAAGGACGCUGGACUGCAACUCGACUGGGGCACCGAUGUUGGGCGUUUCGUUGUGCGACAGAUCUACCAGGAGAUAUGUAUUCACCGGACAAUGAGUACACGACAGGAACUUCCUGAUGGCAGUACCCACUAUCCUGGAAUCGACAUGGCACCAAUCACAAUCGUGGUUGAAGAAACCCAUCAUGAUGAUCUAGGACUCGAUGAUGUCAAUAUCAGAGUUGAAUCAGCCGGGCGAGCCCAUGUCCGUAACCUCUUCAGCAGCCAGGUCGAGUCUAACCUAUCAGAAAAUGAGGGCUAUGAGCAGACACCGGGUUUCAACUUUGAUGAGCACGUGAAAGGCGUCCUCACUGCCUUCGAUUGGCAUAACGAGAGGAUUCUCAACCGAGACACACCAUAUAUUUAUGCCACUGUUGAGGAGCUGAAGUUGGUGAUGAAAGCGUCCGAGGACCCGGAUUUAGCGGAGACGACCUCUCAUCUGGUUGGAGCGAAACGGCUUCAUGAUAUGAUCUACAGAGAUCCCCAUGGCGGAAUGGACUUUGUCUUCAACCAAGUCAACGAGGAUCUAUCUAAUCGCGCGCCUAAUGAUAGGCCAGCUUACAUGUGGUGGCUAUGCUUCAGGAGCCCAAUCAUGACCCGAGCCCUUGAGCUGGCAUGGAAGUACGCCAAGGAGGAGAAACAACAAGUGUUGGUCUAUGUCGAUAAUCCAUGGAUUCAGUACAUGACGGUUGGCCUGUUCAGAAUCACUGGAUUCAAGACUAUCACCGUGCGACCCGAUGACAAACCUAAGGAAAAGGCAAAGAUUAUUUCUGGGUGGAAUGCCCCAGACUCUCCAGACGAAAUCUUUGUGGUCAAUGUCAACACCAUGGGAGCUGAAGUAAAUGUGCACCGGCGCUGCUGCAAGGCGAUAUUCCUCAACUGGAUGUUCAGCAUCAAAACCAUGCUUCAAGUGGUCGGCCGCUUUUCACGCGUCGACCAGACACAGGAAGUCAUGGUUCACCUGAUCAAGCUGAAGAACUCAUACUACGACAAUAUUGAGCGAAUCUCUUGUACAGAGUGGGCAGCCCAGUUAUCGGCCGAAAUUAAGCUACCGGGGUGGAUGACGGACCACCUUCGUGAGAUCUGCAUUUUCGAACUCAUCAAGACGACAUUACAUCAGCCUUUCAAUCGGUACGCUUGGGUAGUCAACCUGGAUACACAAGGGAUUGAGAUGGAGUACCAUUCCAAUGACACGGUCCGCCUUGGCCACAUGAUCUCUGCACUUGCGAAAUUCCUUCUCGACGGAGAACAGGAUAAGGACUUCUGGGUCAAAAACGCCGACAUCUUGAUCGAAGCUUGCCGCUACAAGAUGGAGUCCUGGGAAACUCCCGAGCAGGUUGAGGAGUUCUUGAUGCAAUCUCCAGAAAAUUGGAAAGGGGCAUUCUUUAAGUACUUUGAGACAGCAGUGCAGGUUGUGCGACAGAGUAUGAAGACAGAUCGGAUGAUGAAGGCGCGUAUCGAGGCAGUGAAGAGAGGUGUGGAAAGACGAGCUGGCGGUCAGCCGUUGAGUGAAGAGUUUGUUUUUGCCAGCGAUGCAAAUGAUGGCAGUGCUGGUGGUGCUGGGUCUUCUAAGCGCAAGGCCAGUGGAAACGGACAGGCUAACUGGGCCAAGAAACAGGCUACUUAG